CCUCUCUCCCUCACCACCCCCGCGCCCUACUCUUCCUCACAAUGAGGCUCACAUCAUCCUUUGUGCCUCUUCUGGCGCUACUCACCGCCACCGCAUCCGCCUCGGUGCUCCCCUCGCACGCACCCGCCGCAGAGGAGAUCCACACCGACUCAGCCGGUAAUCUCAUCUGGGCCGACGAUGAGCCCCAACUCGCCUCGCUUGGUCGCCCAGACUUCUCUGGCUACUCUGCUUCCAUCAACCAGGUAGAGUCGUCUGCUGACCACCUCCUCCAGGAGCUCCAGGGAGAUCUGGCAAAGUUCCUGUCUGGCGUUCACGACAAGGUCGACUCCGUCGUUGACUCUGCCAAGAAGACCACAUCCGGAUGGUUGCGACAAGCCGAGGUCAUCGUCGACGGCAUGAAGUACCAGCGGCUUACUCACCAAGACUACCCAGAGUACGCCCUGCGACUGAGCACCUCGACCAACUCGUCCAUCUGCGACCCCAACGUCAAGCAGUACUCUGGUUACCUGGACAUCAGCGAGACCAAGCAUCUGUGGUUCGUCUUCUUCGAGGCCAGGCACAAGCCAGAGAAGGCCCCUCUUACCAUGUGGCUCAAUGGUGGACCGGGAUGCUCCUCUUCCACCGGUCUCUUGUUCGAGCUGGGCCCCUGCACAAUCGCCGACGAGGGCAACAGCGUGGUCAACAACCCCUACAGCUGGACCAACAAGGCCAACAUGAUCUUCCUCGACCAGCCCGUCAACGUCGGCUACUCCUACUCGGAGGACCAGAACAUCAACAACUCUCCUGCCGCCGCAGAGGACGUGUACGCCUUCCUGCAGCUGUUCCUGCAAAAGUUCCCCGAGUACAGUGAGAAGCCUUUCACCAUUGCUGGAGAGUCAUACGCUGGUCGAUACAUCCCCACCGACGCUGCCUACAUCUUCAACAAGAACAAGGAGCUGGCUGCCAAGGGCAGUCAUGGAGGCGCCGUGCACAUCAACCUCGAGUCCCUCGCCAUUGGCAACGGUCUGACUGAGCCCCUGACUCAAUUCGCCUCUACCGUCGAGUACGCUUGCUCCCCUGACAAUGAGUACGCUCUUUUCAAGAACGACUCGAGCACUUGUGCCUCGCUGGCCCAAAAGGCCAAGACGUGCUCGAGCCUGAUCGAGUCGUGCUACAAGUACGACAACCGUCUUACCUGCCUUCCCGCCUCCAUCUACUGCUGGUCCAACCUGUACAGUCCCCUGCAGGACACUGGUAAGAACUUGUACGAUGUCCGCAAGGACUGCGACCGUUCCAAGGACGGCAACCUCUGCUACAAGGAGAUGGAGUGGAUGGAGGUAUAUAUGAACAAGCCCGAGGUGAUGAAGGCUUGGGGAGCACACAAGGGCGCCAAGUUCCAGUCGUGCAACAUGCAAGUCAACCAGGCCUUCCUCUUCCAGGGCGAUGGAGUCCGCGAUAGCUCUCUUUCCCUCAUCCCCCUCAUCGAGGAUGGCGUCCGCGUGCUCAUCUACAAUGGAAUCGCCGAUGCCAUGUGCAACCACUAUGGCAACGAAGCCUGGGUAGCCAAGCUGCAGACUUCCUUCCUGGAGGAGUACACCGAGGCAAAGAAGCAAGAUUGGGUAUUGGAAGAUGGACACAAGGCUGGAUGGAUCAAGAGGGCUGGAAAGGGUGCGGGAAGUAUUGCCUAUUUGCACAUCUUUGAGGCGGGUCAUAUGGUACCCCACGACCAGCCCGUGGCGGCAUUGGAGAUGUGGGAGAAGUGGAUCGCAAAUGAGAAGUUGGCUUGAAGUGAGAGAGAGAGAGAGGGGUGAAAGGGGCAGGGGCAGGGGAGCGCGUGAGAGGCGAGUGGUUGUAGAAUCGAGAGAUAGAUACAGAAAGAUACAUUCCCACUGCCCCCUUGGCUGUUCCCAUCCGUCGCAUUGUCUUCCCUUUUUAUACAUUCCACAAUCACUUGUCCAUUCUACUCCAAUUCAUACUCCACUCUUCCAUGUUCCGUGCUCCAUGUUCUACAAUGCCCAGAUGCAGAAUCUCAUUAUUAUUCGACAUUAUGUCUUUCCCCUCCUUUCCUAUCAAUCAAAUCAAGAUAAAUCGAGAACAGAUCGGAUCAGAUCACUCCUCUACACUCCAUUUUGGAUUGGAUAGUGGUGGAAUGAGCAAAAAUGGAACGGAAUGGAAUGGAAUGGAUAUAGGGUUGGAAAAAA
This is a messenger RNA of Microstroma glucosiphilum, 2180 nucleotides long. RefSeq lists its product as hypothetical. Gene Ontology annotation, molecular function: serine-type carboxypeptidase activity. Lineage: Eukaryota; Fungi; Basidiomycota; Exobasidiomycetes; Microstromatales; Microstromataceae. The transcript has a single exon. Gene Ontology annotation, biological process: proteolysis. Gene Ontology annotation, cellular component: fungal-type vacuole. The record is from RefSeq and is a predicted model, not a curated record. The coding region runs from base 42 to 1766 and encodes 574 amino acids.